This is a messenger RNA of Oreochromis aureus, 5228 nucleotides long. RefSeq lists its product as uncharacterized. Gene Ontology annotation, molecular function: zinc ion binding; nucleic acid binding. Lineage: Eukaryota; Metazoa; Chordata; Actinopteri; Cichliformes; Cichlidae. The record is from RefSeq and is a predicted model, not a curated record. The coding region runs from base 1503 to 5201 and encodes 1232 amino acids. The transcript is spliced from 2 exons.
GACUUCGUGCCCCUUUGAGCACACAAAAAAUGUCAAACCUCCCUCCAGACCGUCUCACAACAGAUCCCCCGUUCACAAAUGUGGGCUUAGAUGUGUUUGGUCCGUGGUUUGUGUCUUCACGACGUACAAGAGGAAGCGUCAAUCAGAAUAGAAGGUGGGCUGUCACAUUCACUUGUUUGAGUAUUAGAGCAGUUCACAUUGAAGUGGUAGAGUCACUUGAUACAUCUAGCUUCAUUAAUGCAUUCCGACGAUUUCUGGCCGUGAGGGGACCAGUGAAAACUGUUCGCUCUGAUCGAGGCACCAAUUUUGUAAGCGCAUGUAAAGAGCUGAAAAUCCCUUCAAACUUGGACAACACAGCUGUGCACACCUUCUUAAAAGAACAUGGAUGUAAAUGGACUUUUAACCCACCUCAUGCCUCCCAUUUCGGCGGAUCGUGGGAAAGAAUGAUAGGUUUAGCACGGAGAAUAUUGGACUCUAUGUUUUUUCAGCUUAAGACCACCAAACUCACUCAUGAGGUUCUCGUCACUUUCAUGGCAGAGGUGGCUGCUAUCAUAAACUCUAGACCCCUUGUCCCAGUUUCAUCAGACCCGAGUGUAACUAACAGUGAAGUAUUCCAAGGUUUUUCCUUGUGUUUAUAUUUGUAAGUUUCCUUUAAUUGUGGAACCUUGUAAUUGGCGGUAGCGGAAGUAACGUGCAGCACGGACUGAGUUUGUGGUGACACAAGAGCAGAGAAGCAUGGCGCUCUGUGAGUUCUGCUGCAUCGUCCUACUGCUUUAAACUGGACUAAGUUUUAAAGAACACAUAAGUUGAGUUAAAUUAAACCCAAUUGUGGACUUACUGUGGAGAGGAGUAGCGGCUCGCGCGAAGAACGGACUUUCUCCCGUUUGGCUACAGCAGGCAAUGAGUUCUCACGACGAUGAUGAUGAUGAUGAUGAUGAUGACGACGCUGAGUGAUCUUGUCGCCGAACAUUGAAUAAAUCAUCUGUAAACAAGAACUUGUCCGCGUGGUGGCUGACGGGAGCUACAGUGAGAACUCAUCUGCUCCUUGUGAGUGCAGAAGAGAACAUCAGUCAUCUCCAGCGUCUCUACAAGGGUCCCCAGGCCCCUGCCAAAAGCCAAGAACGGGUUUGCUCAUCCUAACAAUUCAAAGAAAGGACAUAUUGAUCUUCUCAAGUGUGCUGCAGAAAAUUAACCUGAAGACCAUUUGCAAGUUUGGAUGCUUUAAAGUGUUAAUAAGGGUGUCCUACAGUGGCUUCAUUGUAGCUGCAAGCAAGAAGGUUCAAGUUUACAAUUGAUCAAGAGUUUAAAAUAUUUGUGUCUUUAAGGGUUGUUAGUAAUUGCAGACAUGUGUUUAAGGGUUAUAAGAAUAAGCUACUAAAGCAGUCCUGGAUUUUACGCAAGGUUUUAUUUAAAAGAAGUAACCAAGUUUGUUACAAGCUAUAAGGCAGUGUUAUUUUAUGUUAUCAGAUACCUGUUGGCACUGUUCCUUUACUUAGCCUAACAUGUCAGUCACAAAUCUCUCUAAACUUAGUGACAAUCCUGAGGCAGAGACUGUCACCACGCCUCAGCAAAACCCUCCACUGUGCAGUUCUCCUCUGCAAAACACAGAUGGUCCACAAGAAGUUCAAGUAACAUCAGAUGUUCAUCCAUCAACAAGUAAGUGUCCCCAACAAAAAAUUCAAAACCCACCUCGUAAAAGCCAGAGGUCAAGAACCUUAACUGAAAAGGGAAGAGGAAUGUUAAACCAAAGGAUUAAGGAGUUGGAGCAAAGUUUUAAGAUCAAGUAUGAAAAGUGGAAGGUUCUAGCAAAGGAUGCUAACCAUUCAAUUUCUGACAAUUGUUCAGAUGAAGAGCUGCAAGCAAUAAUGAACAACAUUAACACUGCUUCCAGCGAACUAAACACAGCAUAUGAAAACUGGCGUCAGGUGAACAUUCCUGAUAACAAUGCACGCCGCAGAAUUGAUACUUGCGAGGAGGUAACAAGAACUGUUAUUAAGACUGCACAAAGACGUUUGAGAGGAAAGGCACCAGUCAAACCACAGUUUAAUGUAAAUGAAUCUGUUUUAAUGUCUGAGAAAUCAUAUGGCGUCAGUAAGUACUCACAGGUUUCCAGUCAAUACAAACAGUCACACACUGCAUCAAGAGUCGCUUCUAAGUCCUCCAGUGCGUCAUCCGUGAGCAGACAAGAAGCUGCUGCUAAAAUCGCUGCAGCCCAAGCAACAUUGGAAAUUCUACAUGAACAACAGUGUCAGCAAGCAGAGCUUCUGCAGCUGGAAGCAGAAGAUAAAAGACAGAUUCCAGAACAAACAGCUGAAGCCUGUAGACGACGUUUAAGAAUGGAGGAAGAAGAAGCACAGUUUCAAGCAAAACUUGAGAUUGAAAAUGCUGCCAGGCGAAAGGUUUUGGAAGACAAACGCAAGGAGCUGGAACGAUUGGAAGCACUCAAACAGUUAAGGGUGGCUAAGGCAACCAUGCAAGUGUAUGAGCAAGAGCAAGAUGAAGAUUCAGAAGAAGAAAUUAAGCAGUUACUGCAUGAAUGUAAAACUGAAAGCCAAAGGGAGGGGGACCGAUUUCAGCACACAAGUCACAUACGUAACUCACCAGAGUUACACUUACCACAACAAGCUGUUAUACAUCCACAGCAUGAUGGUGGCAUCGCAGCACUUGCCAUGGUAUUAGCAGAUUCUAUUAGUGCCAGUCGUCUUCCUAUGCCAGAGCUGACAACAUUUAGUGGUGACCCGCUAAAGUAUAAGAACUGGAAGGCUGCCUUUCAAACUUUAAUCGAAAGAAAAAACAUACCAGCCUCUGAGAAAAUCUACUAUCUACCAGCUAAGAAGGCUGUUGAAAACUAUUUCCUGUUAGGCACCGAGGCUGCUUAUAAGGCAGCAUGGGAAGUCUUAGACGAGAGAUUUGGAAACUCCUUUCUUAUUGCCAAAGCCUUCAGAGACAAACUCAGUGCAUGGCCCAGAAUUGGCUCCAAGGACAGUUUGGAACUUCAGGAAUUUGUGGACUUUCUACGGAGCUGUGAAGCUGCGGAAAGCCAGAUUAAAGGUCUAGAGGUUCUUAAUGAUUGCAAUGAGAAUCAAAAAAUCCUCUCCAAGCUCCCCGACUGGUUGACAUCAAGGUGGAAUAGGAAAGUCCUGACGAUAGAAGAGGAGACUGGCAGAUUUCCAAGCUUCAGCCAGUUUGUGCAGUUUCUCAUAAGGGAAGCCAGGAUCGCAUGCAAUCCUGUGACUUCACUCCAUGCCUUGAAACAGUGCGAUGGAGAAAGGGCCAAGCCACAACGAAACCAGACUCCUGCAGCUAAAGUUCUAACAACAAACACUGAUGAGAAGAUUGCUGCCAGCAGUUGUCUGUUUUGUGAAAGACCAGGCCACAGUCUGUACAAAUGUAGACAAUUUCUGGAACGACCAAUAUUGGAACGACACAGGUUUGUUCAAGAUAAUAAGCUAUGCUUUGGUUGCUUAAAGCCUGGACAUCACUCGAGAGACUGUAAGUACAGAAGCACUUGCAGUACAUGCCAGAAAAGGCAUCCAACUUGCUUACAUGAUGAUCGAAGAGAAGAACAGAAGACACGAAAGACUGAAGGAAUAAGGCAGGAAGCUAGACACAGAGAACGAAGCAAUGAACAUCUAGAAGAAAGGGAAGCUAAAGUAAUAAGUGAAGCAACAUCCAACAGAGUUCAGCAUGACAGCACCAACAUCCAGACAUCCACAAUCAUUCCUGUGUGGGUUUCAAUGAUGAAAGAGCCUGAUAGAGAAACACUUGUGUAUGCUCUCCUUGAUACGCAAAGUGACACAACCUUCAUUCUUGAGGAGGCAGCAGAUUCUCUAAAUGCAAAGGGGGAACAGGUCAAGCUAAAGUUAUCUACUAUGGCCUCUACAAACAAAGUUGUAGCUUGCCAAAGGAUCUCUGGGUUGCAAGUUAGAGGAUUCAGCUCAGAGAAGAAAAUAACUCUUCCUACAACCUACACAAGAAAGUUCAUUCCGGCGAACAGAGACCACAUACCCACACCAGAGACAGCAAUGGCAUGGCCCCAUCUUGAGCAGAUUACAGAUAAGAUUGCUCCUCGUCAAUGGUGUGAUGUUGGUCUACUAAUUGGCUACAACUGUUCUCAGGCACUCCUUCCUAGAGAAGUGGUGUGCGGUGAAGAAAAUCAACCAUUUGCACAGAGAACAGACUUGGGAUGGAGCAUUAUUGGACAUGGCAACCCAUACGUAGACUGUGGAGACGCUAUUGGAGUGAGUCAUCAAGUCAUCAUAAGGCAAGUGACACCGGAUCUUCAGCUUCCAUCGAGUCCCAAACAGGAAGUUCACUAUGUAUGCAGAACACAGAUCAAGGAAGUCAUCUCAUCUGACAUAAUUAAAGCGCUUGAAUGUGACUUUAAUGAGAAAGUUGCUGAGGACAAUCACUUCUCUCAAGAUGACCUCCAGUUUUUGUCGAAAUUGAAACAAGGAAUCAAACACAAGGAAGAUGGUCACAUUGAGAUGCCUCUUCCAUUUAAAAGAGAAAGGCCGAGCUUGCCAGACAAUAGGGUGUGUGCUAUCCAUCGCCUUAAGCACCUAGAAAGGAAAUUAAGGAGAAACAGCGGAUAUUACCAGGACUACAAAAACUUCAUGGAAGAGACCAUAGCACGUGGAGAUGCUGAGAAGAUCCCCAAAGCUGAUCUCCACAAUCACCCAGUGUGGUACAUUCCACACCAUGGUGUUUAUCACCCGCAAAAGCCUGGGAAAAUCCGCGUUGUUUUUGACUGUUCAGCCCGGUUUCAGGGGACAUCUUUAAAUGAUCAUCUGUUGACUGGUCCAGAGCUGACAAAUUCCCUUGUUGGUGUCUUGUGUCGGUUUCGCAAGGAAAAAAUUGCAAUCAUGUGCGACAUAGAACGUAUGUUCCACCAAUUUCACGUGAGGGCAGAAGACCAAGAUUACCUCCGCUUUCUCUGGUGGGAGAAUGGAGAUUUGGAAGCACAGCCAGCAGUCUAUCGCAUGAGAGUCCAUUUGUUUGGAGCUGCCUCAUCUCCAGGCUGUGCUAAUUAUGGUCUCAAACAUCUUGCUGCAACGGCAAGGGGGAAUUUCAGCGAAGCAUCCGUCCGCUUCAUAGAAAGAAACUUUUAUGUUGAUGACGGUUUGACUAGUGUAUCCACCGAAGCAAAGGGAAUCCAGCAAGUGAAUGAAGCAAGGGAGCUUGCAACACUGGCAACUUAAGGUUGCAUAAGUUCAUUUCCAACAGUA